GGACAUGACGUGCGGAUUUGGCGCGAUAUUUUUAACAAGGAACUAUACGACAGCUGUUUAGCUCAACAACUAUUCCGAAAUAACUAAUUCGUUUUUAAAGCAGUCAAGCCGAUUCUGAAAUGUUUGUAACGGAUAUCAGAAAGGAGUUUUAUGACGUUGUUAUAAACCAGAGAGUAGCCCUCCUGGUUGCAACAGAUAUCGAUGCCCUCUGCGCUUGUAAAGUCUUGCAGGCCCUGUUCCACUGUGACCAGGUUCAGUACACACUGGUACCAGUUACAGGCUGGCAAGACCUCGGCACUGCCUUCCUGGAGCAUAAAGAGCAGUUUCGGUAUUUUGUUCUUUUGAACUGCGGAGCCAAUGUCGACCUUUUGGAGAUGUUGCAGCCAGAUGACGACUCCAUCUUCUUCAUCUGUGACACUCACCGGCCCGUGGAUGUGGUCAAUGUUUACAACGACUCCCAGAUAAAGCUGCUGAUCAAACAGGACGAUGACCUCGGCGUCCCAUCCUACGACGACAUCUUUCGUGAUGAAGACGAAGAGGCGGAUGACUCUGGGAAUGAGAGCGACGGCGGCUCAGAGCCUGCUGGGAAGCGCAAGAGAUAUGACGAGGGGGCGGUUGAGAGGAGGAUUGAAAGACAACGAGCGAAGAGGGAAUGGGAGGCACGGAGACGAGAGAUACUGUUUGACUAUGAGCAGUAUGAAUACCACGGGACGUCUGCUUCCCUGGUAAUAUUUGAACUGGCGUGGGUCCUGACGAAAGAUAAUAAAGACAUGCUCUGGUGGGCUGUAAUCGGACUGACCGACCAGUGGGUUCAUGACAAAAUCACUCACAUGAAGUACGUCACAGACAUCGCGACCAUGCAGCGCCACGUUUCCCGCCACAACCACAGAAACGAAGACGAGGACAACUCCCUCUCCAUCGACUGCAUGAGGAUCUCCUUCGAAUACGAUCUUCGUCUCACUCUCUACCAACACUGGUCCUUGUUUGAAAGCAUCUGCAACUCCACUUACACCUCCUGCAACUUUAAGCUGUGGUCUCUGAAUGGGCAGAAGAAACUGCAGGAGUUUCUGGCUGACAUGGGUCUACCCCUGAAGCAGGUGCGACAGAAGUUCCACUCCAUGGACAUGGUCAUAAAAGAGAACCUAAGGGAGGUCAUUGAGGAGUCAUCCAACAAAUACGGCAUGAAGGACAUCCGUAUCCAGACGUUUGGGGUCCACUUUGGGUUCAAGAAUCGCUUCCUGGCCAGUGACGUGGUGCACGCAGCCGCUGCCUUGCUCGAGAGCACGGAGAAGGACGAGAGUGCCAGUGACAACUUCAUCAAGGCCCUCGACUGUCUGUCUAGGAGUAACCUGGAACGUCUUCACCUGGGCAUUGACCUGGCUAAGAAGAAGCUGAUCGCCAUCCAACAGACUGUGGCCAGCUGCAUCUGUACCAACCUCAUCCUGUCCCAGGGUCCCUUCCUCUACUGCUACCUCAUGGAGGGAACUCCAGAUGUAAGGCUCUUCUCCAAACCCAUGGCCUUGACGCUGCUGUGCAAGUAUCUCCUGAAAGCUUUUGUUAGCUCUACGAGGAACAAGCGUUGUAAGCUGCUGCCCCUGGUCAUGGCCGCCCCGCUGGACGUGGAGAAGGGCACCGUCAUCGUUCUGGGGAUCCCACCGGACUCUGACACAUCAGACAAGAAGAAUUUCUUCGGCCGGGCUUUUGAGAAAGCUGCAGAGAGCACAAGCUCCAGAAGCCUCCAUGACCACUUCGACACUUCUAUCAUUGAGCUGAAGAUGGAGGACAGGACCAAGUUUUUGGAUGCAUUGAUCACACUCUUGUCAUGAGCACCUGAAACAUCGUAAUAAGGAUAUUAAUUGGAGAUUGGUUAAAGAACGCUGAGGGUAAUUGUAGCUGGUGACCAGAAGAUGUUGGUUUGUCACGGAGUGUAUGCAAUGUUGUCACAUCAGUUUUAGGUUUUAGUGUAUAUUGUACAGUGUGUUUUAUACUUUUGUUUUAUCCUUCUCCCUUUUUAAGUGUUUUAAUCAUGCUUUUAAGUCAUUUGUAUAUAAGGUGUUUAAUACGUUUCUCUGUGAAUAUUAGUGUCAUCCGCCAUGUGUGUUCGGUUUAAUAAAUUACAUUUAAAUAAACUAAGACUGAGACAUC
Molecule: messenger RNA, 2145 nt
Organism: Gadus morhua (Atlantic cod)
Lineage: Eukaryota; Metazoa; Chordata; Actinopteri; Gadiformes; Gadidae
Gene: cdc45
Product: CDC45 cell division cycle 45 homolog (S. cerevisiae)
Exons: 18
Coding region: 120-1826 (568 amino acids)
Biological process (GO): double-strand break repair via break-induced replication; DNA replication initiation; mitotic DNA replication preinitiation complex assembly
Cellular component (GO): DNA replication preinitiation complex
Molecular function (GO): single-stranded DNA binding; DNA replication origin binding; chromatin binding
Source: RefSeq, a predicted model, not a curated record